UGUAAAAGCCUUCCGGGAAAGCUUGUGGCUGAUCACGUGAUCAUUAUCCUGACCAGACCAUGGUGUAGGGGCGGUACUACAAGGACACGCAGCUGUGGACUCAAACCGAUAGGGAAGAGGAUCCCAGACUGGGACAGCCGUGAGCUUGGGAAGGGAUUGGUGCAGCACUGACAGCCCUGGCAGCUUUGACAGCGGGAUACACUGAUCUCUAUGUAAAUAAUCCUGUGAAUGCUGCAUGAGUCACAGCCCCAGCCUCACCCCGACUAGGAAAACGCACCCUCUCUAGUCUAAAACUUGAAACCUCAUUUCCCUCUGCUGUCAGCGAUGGCGUCUGCUGAUCUACGAAAGCUGCUGGAAUGUUCUGAUUGUCAGAAGAUUUACACUGAUCCCGUUAUGCUAAAUUGUGGACAUAACUUCUGCCGGGGCUGUAUUGAUCGUAUGCUGGAUACACAGGGGGAAUCUGGAGGUUAUUCCUGUCCUGAAUGCAGGAAGAAGUUCCAGGAUCGGCCUGCACUGCACCAAAACAUAACACUGUGUAACAUUGUGGAGAAUUUCCUGUCUACUCAGCCAGAUCUGGAGGUGUGUGGUAUCCCCUGUACUUACUGUAUUCACGCUGCUGUGCCUGCUGUCAAAUUCUGUCUGCUGUGUGAAGCUUCUCUGUGCAGUAAUCACUUGAAUGUCCACAGCAAGUCCCAAGAACACGUCUUAGCUGACCCUACAACCUCUCCGGAGGAUAGAAAAAGCUCCCUCCAUAAGAAGGUCCUGGAGUAUAAAUCCACUGAGCACUCCGAGUCUGUCCGUGUGUCCUGCUGUCUGAUCACAAUACAAAAAGGUGACCAGGUGGAGUCACCGAAUGAAAUCUCUGAGAAGAUGAAAAAGAUGAGAAAUAUUCUGCAGAAACUGAUGACCAAGAAAGAAGAGAUGGAGAAGAGAGUCCAAAACCUGCAGGAACACCAGAGGAAAGUAAAGAAAAAAGCGGACGUUGAAAUAAAAAGAGUCAUUGACUUGUUUACGGAACUCAGGAGGCAGCAGGACGACCUGGAGAGCAGAGUCCUGGGGGAGAUCUCCAGGCAGGAAAAUCAGCAUUCUCUUUUAAUUUCAGAUAUGGUCCAGCAGAUAGAAACAAAGAAGGAUGAGUUGUCCAGGAGGAUGAAUCGAAUUGAAGAACUGUGUACCAUGACAGAUCCACAGGAAUUGGACACAGGCAACUUGGGGGAUGAAGAUAACGAGGACACAGAGACAUUUGCUGAACAGCUACAAACCGAUGGUGACCUGAAUGUGAUCCAGAUCUCACACAUAUUACACAAAGGUUUAGCUGAUGUAAUAACUGGUAUUAUUGGGGGGAUCUAUAUACAGGAAGCUAUAGACCUUUUGCUGGAUGUAAACUCUGCUACCCAUAAUGUUCAGAUAUCAGAUGAUAUGAAAACUGCAACCUUGUUGGGAAACCAAAAUCGCCCCGAAACACAAGAGGCAUUUCAGUAUUAUCCUCAGGUUAUAAGCAGAGGGACCUUCAACUCAGGGAGACAUUACUGGGAGGUGGACGUCAGGGGAUCCCAUUAUUGGAAAAUCGGUGUGUGCUAUCCUAGUAUACAAAGAAAAGGAGGAGAAAGGAGUGAAGGAGGCCUGUCUGGUCUUCAGGAAAUUGGAUAUAAUGACAAGUCUUGGGUAAUGGAGAGGUGGAAUACAGACUAUUUUAUGAUACACGAUCACAGAAGGUUCCAGUUAACUGAUAUUAUGACAGGUGAUAAGAUUAGGGUAUUGCUGGAUUAUGAGGCUGGGCAAAUCUCAUUUUAUGAUCUGGGUGACCCAAUUCGCCACCUGCACACCUACAUCGCCACUUUCACUGAGCCCCUCCAUGCUGCUCUACUAAUUUGGGAUGAUUAUGGUUUUUUAACAAUAUGUGGGGGCAAUUAACAUUAAAAUGGGAGAUUUCCAUUUGAAACUGGUGACCUGAUAGGAAAGG
Molecule: messenger RNA, 1963 nt
Organism: Rana temporaria (common frog)
Lineage: Eukaryota; Metazoa; Chordata; Amphibia; Anura; Ranidae
Product: E3 ubiquitin-protein ligase TRIM21-like
Exons: 2
Coding region: 325-1914 (529 amino acids)
Molecular function (GO): protein binding; zinc ion binding
Source: RefSeq, a predicted model, not a curated record